Patella vulgata (common limpet) is the source of this 5499-nucleotide messenger RNA. RefSeq lists its product as uncharacterized. The transcript has 23 exons. The record is from RefSeq and is a predicted model, not a curated record. Gene Ontology annotation, biological process: positive regulation of kinase activity; protein phosphorylation; multicellular organism development. The coding region runs from base 172 to 3702 and encodes 1176 amino acids. Gene Ontology annotation, molecular function: transmembrane receptor protein tyrosine kinase activity; ATP binding. Gene Ontology annotation, cellular component: signaling receptor complex. NCBI's taxonomy places the organism in Eukaryota, Metazoa, Mollusca, Gastropoda, Patellidae.
AUAAAGUUGUGUUCUUUGUGAAUAUUCAGGGAUGUCUAUAACGCAGUAAAGUCUUAAGUAACCUUUAAAAUCACCAAUAAAUGUGUAAGAGUAUAAUGGUUACAAUUUUAAUACACCGGAUAACAUAGAACAGGUGUUUAUGAUGAGUUAACUGUUAAUAUAUUGUCCUGUAUGAAAGACAUGUGUUCACCAAACAAAAUGCUAAAGUCCCCAACAUUUGCCAUUCUAUUAUUUGCUUUUUGCCAAGUAUCGGCACAAACAUAUACAGACAUUAUAAGAGAGGUUACAAUAUCUGAAAGCCAAAAAGACUGUGGUCAAGUGGACACAUGUAAUACGACCAUGUGUGAAAGUAAUGUGACAAUAUGUGGACCGAAAUGUCAAUCUGGGCGUUUCAACUUCCCAAUAUUACGCGUUAUUUCACCAUCUAGUUCUGAUUUCAAAGACUGUGUUAAAUCCAAUCCAAUCAAACAUCCACCAAAUAUUUCAACAGAUAAAACAUUAGAAUUAUUACCAAGCAUGAACUGUUCUCAAAAAAUAGAUGUGAAUUCAACGGUUACUGUCAGUUUCUGGAUACAGGGAAACUGCACGAAUUGUACUUUGUUUGUAUUAAGUGGAGACAUGAACAUGACGUACAGAAUCUCUUUAGAACAAACUAAUUUAAUGGUCCGUGGGAUGAGUUAUAGUGGCUUUUCUUCAAGUGAAUGGAAUUUCAUGGCUUUUAGAGUUAUGCGUGAUAGAAGUGAUAUAUUUGUUGGCAGAAACUUUGUAAGAACAAUAUCUACAACAGUAAAAUCUGUCAAUGUUGAACCAUAUGUGCAGGGAAAUGAUGAGUUAACUUUGUCUGACAUCAGUAUCUAUGAGGAUUAUUUAACUGAUAAAGAAAUAGAAUCUUUAAGGAAUAUGUCACGUCUAGGUGAAGAAUGUAGAUGCCCUUCAAGUCACCCAAAUAGAAGCAGUGCAGAUAAUUGUACAGAUAAUUCUACUGAAGUAAAAAGAUUAGAUGGUGAUGGUUUCUAUACUAUUAAUGAUAUUGUACAUGAUGGAAAUCGAUCUUUACAAUGGAUGUCAAAUAACACUAUGUCUGUAGAGUUUAUAAUUAGGUUGUAUGAUAUUUAUCAGAUUCAGAAAGUGAGUGUGACAAAGAAUGAGGGUCAAAUAAAAUGGGAGAUAAGUGAGGAUGAAAAAGAAUGGGAAAACUUGGGAGAAUGUACUGUUUCUUCAAACACAUGCAUGCCAAGUAAUACACCAGUUGGUGGAGCCAUCAGGGUCACAUUGAAUAGUACUACACCUGUACAGUUUAUUAUAUCUGAAAUAUCUGUCACUGGCAAAUGUGCAUGUAAUGGUAAAGAAGACAAUUGUUCAAGACAAUUCAAUUACCAAAUGUAUACGUGUAACUGUCAAUCGGCCACAAAUACUACAGGGAAAAAUUGUGAAAAGUGCAUAAGCAGUUUUAGUAAAAAGGAUGGUACAUGUGAGUGUCAUGAUGGGUAUUAUAAUGCAUCAAAUAAUGAAUGUCGACAGUGUAAUAGUCAGGGAUCAUUAUUAACACCAUCAACAAUUGAUGUGUGCACAUGUAAACUAGGUGUAACUGGUAAAACUUGUGAUACAUGUCUAGAAACAUCAGAUGAAAGCAACAAUUGUUCUGGUGGUAUUCCUAAGCCAUGCAACUGUUCUAUUAAGGUGCCUGAAAUGGAGCCUAAGUAUGGUCCUAUGUCUGGUAGCACAGCUGUUACUAUAACAGGGCUUGAUAUAAACUAUAUACCGGAUGUCUCUAUUGGAGGUCAAAAACAGAAUAUAACUAUAAACAACUCGUCUCGCUUAGUAUUUAACACCAUGCCAAGUAAUGGUAGUAGUGAAGAUUUGAUUUUAAGCUAUUAUAAUACAACCUGGGAACCAAAUGGAUUUUAUCAAAUACAUGUGGAUGAUUUUGAAUUCAAACCUGAUCCUGAACUGGUGGGAGAAAGUGAUAAAAGAGCAGCAAUAGGAUGUAAGAUAAAGUUUGGUGGAAAAAAUCUCCAAAGUGUAUAUAAACCAACCAUAACUUUCGGUUCUGCAAAUAGCGAGUCCCAGGUUUGUGAGUCAACUGAUGGUGAAACAAUCACAUGUACAAUACCAAGUAAUAUUGGGGGCAAAGAAUUUAAUGCUAGUUUAGAUCUGGAUUGUCCCAAUUGUGGACACAAUUUCAGAUUAGUAGUUAUUUCUGAACCAACAGUAUUGAAUAAUGAAGCCUUUGACUUUACUAGUCCAUUUACCAAAACUAUUGAAAUAACAGGAAGGGACUUUAAAUUAUGUGAUAAGGACAUGGUGAUGGUUACACUGGGUGUAAAUGGUACAGAAUGUGUUAUAACUGAUAUAACGGAUGCAUCUUUAACUUGUACUCCACCAACAUCUCCACCAAAUUCAGAACAAAAACAAUACAUUUUAAAGCUGAAAAUGGGGGAUAUGAAAGAAGUAGACGUUGGUAAAUUAAACUAUAAAGAUUUGGUGGAUUCUGUAUAUUUUAUAUAUAUAAUGGUUGGUGUAGCUGGUUUUAUAGUCUUGGUACUAAUUAUUAUAGCUACAGUAUGUUUCUGGAGAAGAAACGGCAACUCAAGAGAUUCACAGUAUAAUCCUAAUGCUGAGAUUUCAAUGGAUCCGGUAAUAAGUCGUCCUAAUGAAUACAUUGGUAUUGACAAACCUUCUGCCAUAACGCAACAAACCUCAUUAGAAGAUAUGAAACGCAAGUUUUUGCGAAGAUUAGAACAUGGUAACAGAAAUGAUAUUGCAGAUAGUUUAAAGUCAGCUGAUGAAUUUACACUGGGCAAAAUAUGUACAGCUAAAGGUGAUAAAGCAAGGCGGCUUGAUGGAAUUUUGGUUAGAGAUAGAAAAAAAUUGACAAUCAAAUCUCUUAAACAUCCAUUACCAGAUAAUGGUGCUCUUCCAGCAUGGGUGUCUGUUGCAUUGAAAGAGUGUAUACGCUUUCGCACCUUAAAAGAUACAAAUAUUCUUAACAUUUAUGGAAUUGCUUUAGAAAAGCAUAAAUUUCAUAUUCUAUAUCCAUAUAUGCAUAACAGAACUUUGAAAGAUCAUGUUAGUGAUACAGAAAAGGAGUUUUCUAUAAAACAAUUAUUAGAGUAUGCAGUACAUGUAGUAGAUGGCAUGUGUUUUUUAUCAGAUAGAAGUAUAUAUCACAGAGAUCUGGCAGCGAGGAAUGUUAUGGUUGAUCAUUCAGAUACAGCUAAAAUAGCCGAUGCAUCCUUCUCAUAUGAUUUUUACCCAACAGAAUAUAUGCACGAUACUUUGAAAAAUCGCUAUCUACCAGUUCGUUGGAUGGCACCAGAAAGUCUUUCAAAUGGAUUCUACGACAGUAAAUCUGAUGUUUGGUCAUUUGGUGUUCUGCUCUGGGAGUUGUUAACAAGAGGGUGUUUUCCUUUUGUUGAUACUGCAGACAGUCAAAUAGAGGAAUGUAUCAAAGAAGGUUAUAGACUUGGACAACCAGCUAUUAUAUCUAAUAAGAUGUAUGACAUAUUGAAUAGAUAUUGGGAAGAGGAUAGUGAUUAUAGACCAACAUUUGAAGAGAUUAGUAAGGAUAUUGGAGGAAUAUUGAGUAAUGAUAAACCUGAACAAGAAGAUGUUUAUGUUAAUAUUACCAAAAAACCAAUAAGACAGAGUAUUUACAUGAAUUCAGCAUCAAUGAGAAGUCGUGGUUCUUCUCGAAAAUAAGCCUGGUAAAACAUAGGAAUUCAUCAAUUAUUCUUUACUAGACUACUCAAUAUACACAUGUGAUGAAUAAGGGUUGUUCUGAACAAUACGAGAUGUGACAAGCCUUUUGCUAUUUAGUCUGAAUCUUAUUCACUGUCCUUGGAAAGGUAAUUGUUAACAGAUAUUGGCCUAUUUAUAUAGUAAUACUUUCUCUGACUUGGUUUAAUAGUUGUAAUAUAUCAUCAGGUUAUAAUUAAGCAGACCUUAUUUACACAAAGAUCUCUGAUAGUUUAAGGUUGUUUUUUCCCCCCAUAAAAGUGUCAAAAUAUAAAAUCGAUUAUCAAUAUCUACCAUAAGAUAUCCAUCAGACAAUAGAACCACCUCAUUAGAUUGAUUGAGAGAGAGAGAGAGAGAUGGGGUUUAACGUCCCCUCGACACAGACUAGGUCAUUUCAGGACUAACAUGGUUUAAUUUUAUUUCAAUAAUUCGCUUGCGCGUAGGGGUCUUUAGCAGUGGGAGGAAACCGGAGAAAACCCACGAGGAUUAGAUUGAUUGAGAGAGAGAGAUGGGUUUUAACGUCCACUCGAAACAGACUAGGUCAUUUCAGGACUAACAUGGUUUAAUUUUAUUUCAAUAAUUCGCUUGCGCGUAGGGGUCUUUAGAAAUGGGAGGAAACUGGAGAAAACCCACGAGGUUGGACAGGCAACCCUACUCCUUGUCACGUACAACUGGGGAUUCGAAACCACGCCAGUUUACUCAAUGACAGACCUCAUGAUACAACGCACGCGUGCUAACCAUUCUGCCAUCCAACCCCCCUAGAUUGAUUAAACUCUGCAAUUUAAUGGCACUUUUAUUUAGAUUAUUAUAUUGUACUAGAUGUGUGAUCUGCUUUCAUGUAUUUGUAUAUAUAUAUAUUGGCCUUCUUCAUGAGCCUAACCUCGUGAGUUUUCUCCAGGGCCUCCCACUGCUAAAGACCCCUACGCACAAGCGAAUUUUUAAAAUAAAAUUAAACCCGAAAUGACCUAGUUUGUGUCAAGUGGAUGUUAAACCCCAUAUCUCUCUCUUCAUGAGCCCAUUUGGAGCAGAACAGUAGGACGUUAAACCACCAUUUCAUUUAUAUAUUGGAAAACGAAUAAUAAUCCCUAUAAUUUACUCACAAUCUUAUGUAUAGCUAGCUUGAAGAGGAUAGCCAUAUCAUAUAUAUAUUUUAUAGCCAAUUUUCUUUUUUGAUAAAAUUUUAGGCCUGCAAUGUUGACACAAGGUGUUAUGGAAACAUGCAUACAUAUUUUUGUUAUCACAUUUUUUUUAACCAAGCUCUAGGCUCAUGUUUUUAUUUUAUAUGUCACAUUUCAUUGUAGCCAUAACCGGUUUGUCUGAAAAAGAUAAUCCAAUUUUACUGGACAUUAUUAAUACAACCUUUUAUUAAAUGGCAGUAUCAUUCUUUACCCAUAGAAUGGGUCCAGUGUCAUACAAAAUGUAGGUCAUUAAGAUUAUGGUAUACUUUUUUUUAAGCUUUAUUUGUCCAUUUAAUAAUUUUGUACAUACAUUAACGUUAUUAUAAAGUUCCCCAUUUCACAGUUGUGUAUCUUGGAGAGAGCUUUAAACAAAGCUUUGGUUUUCGUUUUUAGUCUAAUGCUAAAAAAUAACAAUCCAUGCUUUACAUUGUUGAUAUUUUAUGCAAGGCUUGUGUACAUUGUACAUAUACAUUUGUUUGUUUUUUUUUUAAUGUCAGUUAUCUUCACAAAAAUAUGAAAUUUUAUUUAAACCCACUACAUUUUGUUUUAAUUUCUGUGUGUUUUUGUUAAUAAAUAUAUUGAA